GCCGUGUUGGAUGCGUUGGCCCAAGCCACCCAAUGGCAUCGAAGCCGGACGCCACGGUCGCAUUCCACAAGAAGCCGACGCAUGGACAAGUACGUCAACCGCCGCCUGCUCGCGCCCGCGCUCUUCGGCGACGUGCUCCUGUGCACGGACGCCAUGACGCACCGGGACGUGGUCGUCAAGGCCAUGGAUCUCGACCGCGCCGCCGCCCACGCCACAACCGACGGCCUCCCGGUGCACGAAGACAUCACGAUGGAGAAGCGCGUCUACACGCAGAUGCAGCUCCACGGUGGCCACGCCAACAUCCUCCGGCUCCUUGCGUGUUUUGAGGCCGACGGCCGAGACCAUUUCGUGCUCGAGUAUGCGAGCCGCGGCGACCUCUUCUCGCAGCUUCGAACGCAGCAGCGCUUCCGCGCCUAUGAAGCGCGUGCGUACUUUGGCAACAUUACCGCCGGCCUCGCUUUUCUCCACGACCAUGGCUUUGCGCACGGCGACCUCUCGCUCGAGAAUGUGGUCGUGACGGCCGACAACACUUGCAAGCUCAUGGACUUUGGCCUGGCGUCGGCGCUCGCUGACGGGCCACGGACCGUCGCCGUCGGCAAGUACUUUUACAUGGCCCCCGAAGUGUUUCUCGGCCAGCCGUACGACGCGGCGACGGCCGACAUGUGGUCGCUGGGCAUGCUUCUUUUGAUCAUGCUCACGGGCAUGCCUCCGUUUGGCAGAGCCAAUUGCACUGAUCCCGUCUUUCUGGCGUACCAGACGCACGGCAUCCGGACCAUUCUCAAGGGCUGGAAGGUGCUGGCGUAUUUUUCGAGUGACGCGAUCGACCUGAUUGAACACCUCCUCGUCGAAGACCCUGCGAAGCGCUUUAGCAUGAAGCAAGUGCUGUCGCAUCCGUUCUUGGCGCGCCCGUCGUCGCCCGCGUCGCCGACCCAAGACCGCAUCAAGAAGCGCGUGCGCGUUCAAAACUUUUUCCGGCGUCUCUUUGGUGGCAAGCGUGGCACGUCGUCGCUCGAUCUGCUCGCCAAUAGCCAGUGGCACUAGACCAAGGUCGUCCAACCUUCUUUUUAUUUAUCAAAUGUAAUUCUCGUUUAUAUAAGUUCAUGGGCCAGAGAGAUGAGCUCUCCGUCCAACGUUCCGAUGCCCCAAUAUGGAGGCAGC
This is a messenger RNA of Saprolegnia diclina VS20, 1158 nucleotides long. Its product is annotated as serine/threonine protein kinase. Gene Ontology annotation, cellular component: cytoplasm. Lineage: Eukaryota; Oomycota; Saprolegniomycetes; Saprolegniales; Saprolegniaceae. Gene Ontology annotation, biological process: intracellular signal transduction; protein phosphorylation. The transcript has 4 exons. The record is from RefSeq and is a predicted model, not a curated record. Gene Ontology annotation, molecular function: protein serine/threonine kinase activity; ATP binding. The coding region runs from base 82 to 1041 and encodes 319 amino acids.